Molecule: messenger RNA, 1110 nt
Organism: Vicia faba (fava bean)
Lineage: Eukaryota; Viridiplantae; Streptophyta; Magnoliopsida; Fabales; Fabaceae
Source: the annotation of a GenBank genome assembly
AUGACUAAACAAAAUAAUGUAGUGGUCACACCUGAAGUUAAGUCAUGUAUUAACACGCUUAUCUCCACCGUGGUUUUGCCUAGUGCCGCAACCGCGCCGGAAUCUAUGGCGGUGAUUGGUGGUUUUUUGGGUUUCUCUAGUAAUCAUUUUAUCAAGAGAUUGGAAGGUAGUAAUGUUAAUGGUUGGAUUGAUUCAAUGAGAGCUGCUUCUCCAACUCGUGUCAAAUCUUCGGACAAUUAUCAAGAAAAAUGUUCAUGGAUUCUUUAUCAUCCUUCAGCGCUAAAAUUAUUUGAUCAAAUAUUGUUUAGUUCUAAAGGAAAACAGAUUGUGUUUUUUCUAGACUACGAUGGAACUCUUUCUCCUAUUGUUGCUGAUCCAGAUAAAGCUUUCAUGACUAGAAAGAUGAGAGGAACACUUAGGGAUGUAGCAAAACAUUUCCCUACAGCAAUUGUGACCGGAAGGUGCAGAGACAAGGUAUUUAACUUCGUAAAAUUAGCAGAGUUGUACUAUGCAGCAAGCCAUGGUAUGGACAUCAUGGGACCAACAAAAAAUCAAAGUGCUGAAAAAUGUAUAAGUGAUAGUAACAAACCAGUUUUGUUCCAACCUGCAAGUCAAUUUUUACCGAUGAUCGACGAGGUGUAUAAAAUUUUGUUAGAAAAAACAAAAUCUGUCUCCGGAGCUAUGGUAGAGAACAACAAAUAUUGCUUAUCCGUGCACUUCCGUUGUGUCGACGAAAAGAGUUGGGCUCCUUUGGCUGAGAAAGUAAGAUUGGUACUGAAUGAAUAUCCAAAACUUAGGCUAACACAAGGAAGAAAAGUGUUGGAGAUUCGUCCCACUAUCAAAUGGGACAAAGGAAAAGCUCUUGAGUUUUUGUUGGAAUCUUUAGGAUAUGAGAAUUCUAAUGAUGUGUUCCCAAUCUACAUCGGUGAUGAUCGAACCGAUGAGGAUGCUUUUAAGGUUUUGAGAAGAAGGGGUCAAGGGGUUGGGAUUCUUGUUUCUAGUGUUCCAAAAGAAACAGAUGCUUCCUACACACUGCAAGAUCCAUCAGAGGUUGAGAAUUUUUUGCGGCGAUUGGUGGAAUGGAAAAGAUUGAACCCCACAAGUGCAUAG